UAACCCAAGUAAACUGCUAACGCAGUCUAAACAAUACCCUUAAGUAAAACGAACCUGUGAAUUACAAACUCAUCGCCCUUUUGUAUAUCUAUUUUUUUAUAACACAAAAUGCAAAUAUUUAAAUCUCUCUCAAAUGGUCUACUGUUUUUCGUGCAUAUUUAUUUUUGUUUGCGUUGUUGCAAUUCCUUAACUACGGAAAACUGCGUUACACCUCCUUUAGAUUGUCCAAACGAAAAUAUAACGUUCUGGUUAUACACAAGGGCAAAUAAAGACGAUCCACACCAAUUAAGGUUUGCUGACCCUACAUCUAUUGACAAAGCGCCGUGGGUUCCAAAUGAAAAAAUCAAAAUUAUUAUCCACGGAUACACUGGACACAAGGAUUUCGCACCUAACCCACAAAUUAGGCCAGCGUAUCUAGAAUGCUGUGAUUACAAUGUAAUUACAGUAGACUACCACCCGGUGGCAUUAGAGCCGUGUUACGUGCAAGCUGCAGCUAACACCGAGCUUGUUGGCAUGUGCGCAGCGCAACUCAUUGAUGAGAUGGUCUCCAACCAUAGUAUAGAGCUGUCCAAGAUUCACGUUAUCGGAUUUAGUUUAGGUGCACACGUUGCAGGAUUCAUUGGUAGAUAUAUUAAAUCGGGAAAAUUGGAACGGAUAAGUGGAUUAGAUCCCGCGUUGCCGUUAUUUGCGACAGCUGACGUGUCAAAAAAGAUCGAUCCCAGUGAUGCAAAGUCGGUUGAUGUUCUUCAUACAAACGCAUUGAUGAAGGGGAAAUUGGAAAUCAGUGGGCAUGCUGACUUCUUUGCUAAUGGCGGUACAAAGCAACCUGGCUGUAAAGCUGAUGAAAAUCAUACGGUAUCGGGAUGCGAACAUGAACGAGCUGCAGUUUACUUUGCUGAGUCCAUUAUUAGCAAGGUUGGGUUCUACGGAAAGAAAUGUUACUCGUGGAUAGCUUACAUGAUCGGAUGGUGCGAGCUUGUUAGUUCGGACGAAGAUGUGUUAUAUGGCGAGCACAUGCCACCAAACGUAUCUGGUGUAUAUUUCUUCAACACCAACUCUGAAUCUCCAUAUGCACGGGGACCGAACAAAAGCAAUAGGAGUUACGAAGGCGACUACGAAAAUUGGAUUUAAUAAAAAUUUUAACAUUGGCA
Messenger RNA from Papilio polytes (common Mormon), 1151 nucleotides. Its product is annotated as pancreatic triacylglycerol lipase-like. The coding region runs from base 109 to 1131 and encodes 340 amino acids. Gene Ontology annotation, biological process: lipid metabolic process. Lineage: Eukaryota; Metazoa; Arthropoda; Insecta; Lepidoptera; Papilionidae. The record is from RefSeq and is a predicted model, not a curated record. Gene Ontology annotation, molecular function: lipase activity. The transcript has 7 exons.